This is a messenger RNA of Kwoniella botswanensis, 879 nucleotides long. RefSeq lists its product as uncharacterized. Gene Ontology annotation, biological process: protein N-linked glycosylation. The transcript has 5 exons. Gene Ontology annotation, cellular component: oligosaccharyltransferase complex; membrane. NCBI's taxonomy places the organism in Eukaryota, Fungi, Basidiomycota, Tremellomycetes, Tremellales, Cryptococcaceae. Bases 1 to 879 code for a protein of 292 amino acids. The record is from RefSeq and is a predicted model, not a curated record.
AUGCUCACUUCGCUACGUCGUCUGGCUCUGCUCGGUCUCGUAGCAGCUUCUUCGGUGGUCGGAAAGGGUGCGAUAGGGAUCAAACAGGGGAAAGUAGCUGUUACUUCUUCUGAUGGAUUGGGGGAUGCUACGUAUACACUGAAGGAACCUACACCUCUUCCCUCGCCCAUCACUCUGACCGAAGGAUCAACGUUCAAGCUUUCAUUCUCCGUCGUUGACACCACCUCAGGCGAAAGUGUAUAUCCUCAACAAGCUCAUCUGCUGUUCGAAGAUCCGAAAGGGGAUGAUGUGACUCUACCAGUCAGCGUGAAGAGUAAUGGCAAAGCGCAGAUUACCAUUAACACUGCCAAACCCCAUCCAGCACUUCUCACGACCCACGGCUCAUUCCAUCUCACCCUCCUUCUCAGCUCCCUAGACUCCCUCGAACCCCUUGCAUACCCCCUCGGACAACUCUCCUUACCACCUUCUAUCCUCAAACCCAUCCCUAGAAAACGACAUGACCUCCCUCCGAGACAGGGCGAACCUGCGUUCCAACCUCAACAGGAGAUAUUCCAUACAUUCAAAGAGGAUCCUAAGACUGUUGGAUGGACCUUAUCAAUCAUUGGGACUAUAGUUACUUUGGCUCCUUGGACGGUAUUGUUGGGUUUGGUCGGCAAGAUAUCCCCUUCACUCAAUUUCCAAACUCCCCCUGUAUCAUCGUAUAUCUUCUUGUUGGUGUUGGGUGCAUUGGAAGCGUUGAUAUUUGUUUAUUGGCUCAGACUCAAAUUAUACCAUCUCUUACCUGCGUUCUUGGGAUUGUCAGUUAUCGCUACUUACACCGGUAUAGUUGCGCUUAGGGAAUUGAGAGCUAGAAGACUGAAAGCUGGCGGUGCGCCAUAG